UAGUUGGAUGACUUGUUUUUCGUGGGUUUCGCGACUGUAUCACAUCCGAUAUAGCUUGCUCGUUUUAGCGUAGUAUGUUGAUUGUCUUAAAACAAAAAAAAGCUACAUUAAAGUGAUUUUUGACCAUUUUUUCAAAAACUCUCAUGAACUUUUAGUCCGUAAUUGAUUUCUUAAACAUCGGAGCGAUUUUUACAUGCUGUAUUUGAAACCUAAACCGCACAUUUACUAAGAAAAAGGAAACAGAAAAUGGACCGGUUAUUAAGAUUGGGAGGAGGAAUGCCAGGGUUGAGCCAAGCACCUCCGCCGUCAGACGCUCCAGUUGUGGAUACAGCGGAGCAGGUAUACAUUUCAUCUCUCGCCCUACUCAAGAUGCUCAAGCAUGGACGGGCCGGUGUGCCGAUGGAGGUCAUGGGUCUCAUGCUUGGUGAAUUUGUCGACGACUACACCGUUCGAGUCAUAGAUGUGUUCGCCAUGCCGCAGACCGGAACGGGAGUCAGUGUCGAAGCGGUUGACCCAGUAUUUCAAGCGAAGAUGUUAGAUAUGCUAAAACAGACGGGGAGACCCGAAAUGGUCGUCGGCUGGUACCAUUCACAUCCUGGGUUCGGUUGCUGGCUCUCAGGUGUUGACAUCAACACUCAGCAGAGCUUUGAAGCUUUGUCAGAACGGGCUGUGGCUGUUGUAGUUGAUCCAAUUCAGAGUGUUAAAGGUAAAGUAGUAAUUGACGCCUUCCGGUUAAUAAAUCCGAAUAUGAUGGUUCUUGGACAAGAACCUAGACAGACUACUUCAAAUUUAGGACAUUUACAAAAACCUUCAGUUCAGGCGUUGAUUCAUGGUCUGAAUCGUCACUACUACUCCAUAAGUAUAAAUUAUAGGAAGAAUGAACUCGAGCAGAAGAUGCUACUAAAUUUACACAAGAAAUCCUGGAUGGAUGGCCUCAUGCUUGCCGAUUACACUGAAAAUUGUAAAAUCAACGAAACAACUGUGAGCGACAUGCUUGAACUCGCCAAGAACUACAACAAGGCCUUGGAAGAAGAAGAGAAAAUGACACCAGAGCAAUUGGCGAUAAAAAAUGUUGGAAAACAAGACCCCAAGAGGCAUCUUGAGGAGAAAGUCGACGUCCUCAUGACGGCAAACAUCGUACAGUGUCUUGGAGCUAUGCUUGAUACGGUUGUUUUCAAGUAGUCAAGCAAUGAACUCACCGGGGAUGAUUUAUGUGUACACUUUUCCC
Molecule: messenger RNA, 1228 nt
Organism: Cimex lectularius (bed bug)
Lineage: Eukaryota; Metazoa; Arthropoda; Insecta; Hemiptera; Cimicidae
Gene: Rpn11
Product: 26S proteasome non-ATPase regulatory subunit 14
Exons: 6
Coding region: 247-1182 (311 amino acids)
Biological process (GO): proteasome-mediated ubiquitin-dependent protein catabolic process; protein deubiquitination
Cellular component (GO): proteasome regulatory particle, lid subcomplex
Molecular function (GO): protein binding; metallopeptidase activity; proteasome binding
Source: RefSeq, a predicted model, not a curated record